CCCCCCUGCUCUCGGCAAAUUAGGAAUCGGGGCUAAUUGUCCCCCGCUGCCCCCCCGCCCCCGGAACCUGCACUUCGCGUCUCGCCGUGCCUUUUUUUUCCUCCUCGCUCUUUGCCGUUUCUGCCUCCAAACGCUACUUUGCGUGGAAGAAGGAGAAGGGAAAAAGUUGGGAGCGGAUGGCUGUAGUUUCUUCUCUGGGAUCCUCAUUCAUUCCUCGCUGAACCUCCUGUUGCAUAAAUGAUGCUCCGGGAGCGAGGCUUUGCCUUUUUUUUUCUCCUCCGGAUUUGGGUUUAAGAGUGGAUGUUGCCGGGUUUGUGUGAUUUUGCUAAAAUGCAUCACCAACAGCGAAUGGCUGCCUUAGGGACGGACAAAGAACUGAGUGAUUUACUGGAUUUCAGUGCGAUGUUUUCACCUCCUGUGAGCAGCGGGAAAAAUGGACCAACUUCCUUGGCAAGUGGACAUUUUACUGGCUCAAAUGUAGAAGACAGAACUAGCUCAGGGUCCUGGGGGAAUGCAGGACAUCCGAGUCCAUCCCGGAACUAUGGAGAUGGGACUCACUAUGACCACGUGGCGAGCAGAGACCUCGGCUCACAUGACAAUCUCUCUCCUCCCUUUGUCAAUUCCAGAAUACAAAGUAAAACAGAACGAGGCUCGUACUCAUCAUAUGGCCGAGAUUCCAACCUCCAGGGCUGCCACCAGCUUUUUCCAGAGGAAAAAGUUGGGAUGAGGAAGCCAAAGCUCCAUAGGCAGAGCCUGCUCGGAGGGGACAUGGAGCUGGCCACGCCCGGGGCGCUGUCCCCCAGCAAGCCGGGCUCCCAGUUCUACCAGUAUGGGGCCAGCGCGCGCCGGAGACCCCUGCACGGCUCCUCCAUGGAAGUUCAGACAAAGAAAGUUCGGAAGGUGCCUCCGGGUUUGCCGUCCUCCAUUGGUAUUGAUACAGCCUCAUUUGCAUAUAAUUCUGCUAUUGACACAGCCUCGUUUGCAUAUAAAUCUGGUAUUGACACCACCUGA
This is a messenger RNA of Vidua macroura (Pin-tailed whydah), 1011 nucleotides long. It is a transcript of the gene TCF4, whose product is annotated as transcription factor 4. NCBI's taxonomy places the organism in Eukaryota, Metazoa, Chordata, Aves, Passeriformes, Viduidae. Gene Ontology annotation, cellular component: transcription regulator complex. The transcript has 10 exons. Gene Ontology annotation, biological process: regulation of transcription by RNA polymerase II. Gene Ontology annotation, molecular function: DNA-binding transcription factor activity, RNA polymerase II-specific; RNA polymerase II cis-regulatory region sequence-specific DNA binding. Bases 301 to 1011 code for a protein of 236 amino acids. The record is from RefSeq and is a predicted model, not a curated record.